GCUCUCAAUCGGAUACUCUUCCUCCGUCUCCCAGCCUCCAUCCGCUCCUCCGCGGGGACGAAGCCGCUCCGUCGUCGGCCGGGUGCGUGUGUGGGGUCACUUCCUGCUUCAAAUCCAGAAUGACGACUGAGACGUCACUCUGACCCCAAGACCGCCGGAGACAAAGCGCCGAGGGAGGGAGGAGGGGGGGGCUGAAGACCGAAGGCCCCGGUCGCCAUGGAAACGCUGCGCGUGUUGAUGGCGCUGUGGGCCGCCGCCCACCUGGGCGCGGCGCCGGCGACGGGGCUGAAGCCGCCGCGAAGGACGACGCCGGGACACAAGGCGUCCGCGGGUCUGACGGGACAGGACGCCAACGGGGUGGCGCUCAGGCGCUCCAAGCGAGGGUGGAUGUGGAACCAGUUCUUCCUGCUGGAGGAGUACACCGGCACCGACAUGCAGUACGUCGGGAAGCUCCACUCGGACUCGGACCGCGAGGACGGCAGCGUGCUCUACGUGCUGACGGGCGAGGGCGCGGGCACGCUGUUCAAGAUUGACGAGAAGUCGGGCGACAUCCACGCCACCAAGCGCCUGGACCGCGAGGAGAAGGCGUACUACAUGCUGCACGCCAAGGCCGUCAACCGCUUCACCAACGAGGCCCUGGAGGGCGAGUCCGACUUCAUCAUCAAGAUCCACGACAUCAACGACAACGAGCCGCGCUUCACCAAAGACCCGUACGUCGCCAGGGUGCCCGAAAUGGCCGACAUCGGCACGCCCGUCAUCCAGGUGACGGCCCUGGAUGCCGACGACUCCACCUACGGGAACAGCGCCAAGGUGGUCUACAGCAUCCUGGAGGGGCAGCCCUACUUCUCCAUCGACCCCGAAACUGGCUUGAUCAAGACGGCGCUGCCGGGAAUGGACCGGGAGGUCAAGGAGAAGUACCAAGUGGUGAUCCAGGCUAAAGACAUGGCCGGACAGAUGGGGGGCCUCUCGGGGACCACCACGGUCAGCAUCACCCUCGCCGACGUCAACGACAAUCCGCCGCGCUUCACUAAGACCCUGUACGAGUUCAAAGUGCCCGAGACCACCGCGCUGGGCUCGGUGGUGGGCGUGAUCCGCGCCAUGGACAACGACAUCGGCGAGAGCGCCGAGAUGGACUACAGGAUCAUCGGGAGCGACGGGCCCGGGAUGUUCGACAUCGCCACCAACCGCAGCACGCAGGAGGGCGUGGUCGUGCUCAGGAAGCCGCUGGACUUCGAGCGCAAACGUCAAUUCAGCCUCCGCGUUCAGGUGGAGAACGUCCACGUCAACCCUCGCUUCUUCUCCAUGGGGCCCUUCAGGGACGAGGCGUCCAUCAAGGUCACGGUGGAGGACGUGGACGAGCCGCCCGUGUUCGAGCGCGCCAGCUACGUCAUGGAGGUGCGGGAGGACGCCGCCCCUAACGCCGUCAUCGGAUCCGUCAGCGCCACCGACCCGGACGUCAAGCGCAGCCCUGUCAGGUACUCGAUCGACCGGCACACCGACAUGGACCGUGUGUUCGACGUGCACGCCAACAACGGCUCCGUGUUCCUCUUGCGGGAGCUGGACCGCGAGGAGAACGCCUGGCACAACAUCUCCGUCGUCGCCUUCGAGUUCAACAACCUGCGCCAGAUGAGCCGCGUGUCCGUCUACAUCCGAGUGCUGGACGUCAACGACAACGCGCCGGCCUUCGCCACCAACUACGAGACAUUUGUGUGCGAGAACGCCAAAGCUAAUCAGAGGAUCCAGACAGUGAGCGCCACAGACCCAGACGAGCCGGUCGGAGGACAUCGUUUCUUCUUCAGUCUGGCCCAGGAGGCUGCCGGCAAAGCAAACUUUUCUGUUCGCGACAAUAAAGACAACACGGCCUGGAUCCUGACGCGCAGGAACAGCUACAGCAGCCUACUGAAGAGCAUCUACCACGUGCCGGUGGUCAUCUCGGACAACGGGACCCCUGUGCAAAGCAGCACCAACACACUGACGGUGCGCGUGUGCACGUGCGACCGUGAAGGCAAUAUGAAGCUGUGCAACGCCGAGGCGCUCACGGCCAGGGCGGGACUCAGUACCGGGGCGCUGGUGGCCAUCUUGCUUUGCGUCAUAAUCCUGCUCAUGAUCGUGGUUCUGUUCGCCGCCUUGAGGAGGCAGCGUAAGAAGGAGCCUCUGAUCAUCUCCAAGGAGGACGUGCGAGACAACGUGGUCAGCUACAACGACGAGGGCGGCGGCGAGGAGGACACGCAGGCCUUCGACAUCGGCACGCUGCGCAACCCCGAGGCCAUCGAGGACGGCAAACAGCGGCGGGACAUCGUGCCCGAGGCCUACUACCCGCCCGCCCGCCGGCCCGCGCUCUCCUCGACGCGGGACAACAACGGGGACGUGCGGGACUUCAUCAACCAGAAGAUCCAGGACAACGACAGCAACCCGACGGCGCCGCCUUACGACUCACUGGCCACCUACGCCUACGAGGGCAGCGGCUCGGUGGCCGAGUCGCUCAGCUCGCUGGAGUCGGCCACCACGGAGGGCGAGCAGGACUACGACUACCUGAGCGAGUGGGGCCCGCGCUUUAAGAAACUGGCUGACAUGUACGGAGCCGACGACAGCGACCGCGAUUCCUAACGAUGUCUCGCCCCGAUCGGGCCCGCCGGACCAAAGGCGGCGGGAGGACAAACGGACGAAGAAACCUCAUGAGCAGGCGUAAGCGGCCUCGUGUGUCCCGUCAAGUGUUAGGGCAGGGGUGUCCAUUUUUUUAAAUGGCAUAUACUACAAAUAACGGUCCAGGUGGCCAGCAAUGCUUUUUCAAAACAAAACAACAAAAAAAGAAUGAUAAGAAAUAUUUUUUUUUUGACAGAGCAGCCGUCUCCAAACUACGCGGCCCGUGGCAAAUACUACAGAAACCUUUUUAACGUGGCCCGCAACAAUAUCGAACUCAUUCCCUGCCGGCCGUUUUCCAAACGUUCCCCAUAUUGACAGCAGUUUUGACUGGUCCCCAAAAGAUGAGACCAACAGAACAUUGUAUUCUGCGAUAAUAUAAGCGCCAUAAAGAGCAGACUCGCUUCUCCCACCAGGAAAAAAAAUAAGUUUCUCUCUCUUUAGUAUUCUGCAGUAGAACGUGGGUUGGAAUCCAACACCCACUCCUGACGACUACGACGUAUGUCCCACAAAUUGGUUUCAUAGGGAGAUUGCCUAGACAUGCGAAAACGGAAAGAAAUUAUUGACAACUAAAAUAGAACAUUUCCCCUCAUAAAACCCCGGUAAAUGAAGCUAAUUCAAGAGCGGUGAACGGAUCAAAUUAAUGUGUCAAUGAAGAUUUUCAGUUUGCUACUGAUUGCUCUUGCUUUGUUUCAGAAUGUGAUCUGGUUGCUGCUCAGUGCAGGGGCACAAAAAAUGGCCUUAUCAUGUUCAACAGACACAGGAGUUUUUCCAAAAAUAACAACAACACACAUAAAGACGAUAUAAUUGAUGGAUGGAAAUGGUUUUACAUGUUUAACAUAUUAAUGUUGAAGAAUGUCAAAGUGGCCCUGGCAUCCUUCCAUUAUUUCUGUAUGUGGGCCAGGGAUGUAAACUUUUGGACCCCCCUGUCUUAGGGUAUCGGGUGCAGGCCCCGCCCACGUAUAGCUACCGAUGUUUUUCUUCCGCCGCUGCCCGCGAUGGACACUGAGCAGCGGUGUAUUUGUCAGUGUUUCCGCGACAAACUCCUGCUGCAUCUAUUGUGAUAUUCUGCUUGUGUACGUUAGUUACAUGAUACAAUACACUGUACAGCCACCUCCAACUUCUUCAUCUCACAGCGCCCGCUAGCCUUUAGGGGCGGUACCGUCGUCGUCAUGCCGAAAGGCGCUGGGAGUUCUGGUCCACUUUGUCACAUCUAGCGGGCGACUGAACCCAGCUAAUGUUUUCUCCUCGAUGUCAAUGUCAUCAAAUGUGAAGAACAAGCUGGCGUCUUCGGUAACGCGAGCGGGAAAAUUCACUUUUGUUGCAUCUGUGUUGAAUGAACGUAACUGGGCUCUUCUAGCUCGUUGAAGAUGUUUCACCUGUAAUCCAAAAGGCACAAACUAGGAGACACACCCACUUGAGACAAAUAGGAGGACACCACACCUCAAAUUACUGAAGAAGCCUUUUGGAUUAAGGUGGAAUGUCUUCAACAAGCAAGAAGAUUCCAUCUGCCUUGACUCAACUUUUCACGGAUUACCGUGACCUGGAUGAUUUAGAAUCUACAGUCAUGUUGCUUCUGUGGAUUUCAUCGGAUCUGUCCUGAAGACCGUCCAGAUCGUUCACCGACGACGACGCAGCUCGUAGAUGAUUUUGGUAUAGUGUCGUAAAACGGACCACCAGACCGACACGAUGGAACGGAUCGCUCAUCCUGGAACGCGCCAACGCGGCGGUUCGUCUCUCGUGACGACGUCCUGACUGCAGCUCUCCGUUUUCCACAACAGCGCUCGUCAACCAGGCUUUUAGCCUUUGUCAACAUCUAACAACGAGCUGAAAGUGCAUCCUCGGCUCUACAGCUGCAAGUUAAAAAAAACAACAACAAAAAUGACGGCCUUAAGGAGAUGUUCUGGUCCAACAAAAUGACAGAAAAACUAAACCGAGAAGAAGUGACGCAUCUCUCACACGGCGUUUUUAACGUGGAGUCUUCAGCAAGUGGUCAUUUUGGUUUUCUUAGGUCUUCUCCCCCCCCCCCCCCGACGCAAAUGUGGUGGUGGCGCCAUCCAGUAGACGUGUGCUUGUCGAUGUGUAGACGCCGUUGGGCCGUUGGUGACAAACGUGGUGGAGUCUCUGUGAGCGUAGAAAAAGUGUCGCCGUAGCCUGGCGGGCCCGCGUCCAUCAAUUCUGCUUUGUACAACGUGAGAUUUUGUACUGGAUAUUUAUAUGACACGAUUAAAUAUCUUGAAAAGCU
Phycodurus eques (leafy seadragon) is the source of this 4885-nucleotide messenger RNA. Its product is annotated as cadherin-6-like. The transcript has 12 exons. Gene Ontology annotation, biological process: cell morphogenesis; adherens junction organization; multicellular organism development. The record is from RefSeq and is a predicted model, not a curated record. NCBI's taxonomy places the organism in Eukaryota, Metazoa, Chordata, Actinopteri, Syngnathiformes, Syngnathidae. Gene Ontology annotation, cellular component: adherens junction; catenin complex; plasma membrane. The coding region runs from base 217 to 2607 and encodes 796 amino acids. Gene Ontology annotation, molecular function: calcium ion binding; cadherin binding.